CAUUCUCCCCAUGCGCAGCCGGUGGCAUCGCCGGGGCGUUGGCGGAAGCCCCCGGGGCACGGGAGGGGGCAGGCCCAGGCGGGGACGCCGAAUCACGGGCUCCUGUUUCCCGCAGGGUGCUGGAGGAGGAAACCGGCGGAGCAGCUUCCUCACUCUCAGUUGCGCGUCUGGCGAUGGCGAUCAGAGGUCCUGCUGCGCUCCCCGCUGCGCUCUCCCUCCAUUAGCCGCGCUGCCCCGCUUUGCGCCCCCGCUGGUGCUCUCGUCUGGGUUCCGGGAUCGGCGCCCCCUUCCAGGCACGACCCCCUCCCCCGGCCCCUCGGCCUUUCCCCCACUCGGCCGUCUCCGACCCGGGGCGCGCGUUCGCCCGGCCCGGCUCCCUCUCUCCCUCCGGGGACACCGCUCCCUAGCCCCAGCCCGGCCCUCCCCGCGGCGCAGCACGGAGUCUCCGCGUCCCAUGGCGCAACCCACUGCCUCGGCCCAAAAGCUGGUGCGGCCGAUCCGCGCCGUGUGCCGCAUCCUGCAGAUCCCGGAGUCCGACCCCUCCAACCUGCGGCCCUAG
This is a messenger RNA of Myotis daubentonii (Daubenton's bat), 559 nucleotides long. RefSeq names its product HR upstream open reading frame (gene HRURF). NCBI's taxonomy places the organism in Eukaryota, Metazoa, Chordata, Mammalia, Chiroptera, Vespertilionidae. The record is from RefSeq and is a predicted model, not a curated record.